UAAGUUCAAGAUCCCAGUCUCUUGAUCUGACUCGGCCAGUCAUCAAACAUUCAUACGCCAAACAAAAUGGCGGGUGGACGACCACCAGAAAAUAUACUGAACAUUUGACUCUAAGCCGGGCAGCAAAUAGACCACCAUGACUCUAGCACGGGGGGAGAGAGAAUGGAACUUGCUAAUAAGCGAGGGUUUUGCUUAAGAGUUAAGCACUCUUUUUACAGAUGCUUCAAUAUUCUUGUUUUUAGUACAACAUCUGUAAAAAAAAGCUGGAAAGUAAACGCCAAGCUCUCAAGAUAUUGAUGGGGGAUUUAGAAUCCUGCCAACGCGAAAGGGAUAUUUACAAAAACAAGAUCAAACAACUUCAACAAGAAGUUGACAAUUACAAGAAACAGGAGAGAGAAAGGGAGAUGAAGGCAUUGCGCGGCGGGAGAUCCCCCAUGUCGCCAAGGUCACCAGAACACCAUAAGAGUCUAAAGAGGGAAAGAAGACUUUCUGGAAAUAGCAUUUGGGAGCAAGAAUUACAAAAUGUCAGAGACAGAAAAAACAAGACACUAUCUCAAUUAUUAUGUGAGUCCCGGGAGGAGAACAAGGCGCUAGUGAACGACUUCAAUGACUUGAGGGGGCUGUACAAGGAGGCCCAGGAAGACAUCUUGCUGCUAAGGGAGAAUCUCGCCAGACAGCGGAGCAGCUUCAAAGGUCAAGGCACCUCUGAGGACCUGGAGGCUCGGCAAAACCUUAUUAAGGAGCUUGAACAAAGCCGUGAAAAGGAACAACAGCUUGAGAGGGAUUUACAGGCUGUUCACGAUGAAAAAGGCGAAGUUGCUGUUGAGAGAGACCACUAUAGAGAAAAGUCAAACAGGCUGAACACUCAGCUAAAUUUUAUUCUUGGGGCGGAUGAGCAACGCCUGGUUGAUAUUGAUGCAGUGUUAAUGGAAAACAGGUACCAGAGAGAGCAUAUCAAGCAACUGAAAGAAGAGAAGUCCAUGGCCUCAGCAGCACUUAAUAGAUAUAAAGCUGCUUUUGAGAAAAAGAAGAAUCGCCUCCUGCAGGCUGGAUAUGGCCAACCUGGGAACCACACUGGUGUACAUGGGGCUAAGCAAGUUUUUCCUGCCAUAUUGUCAGAGCUGACUCACUCUUUUGGAGGUGGAGGAGUGUCUACAAACACUGCAAGUGAACUCCAAUUCCUUGCCAACUCACUGUCAGAGAGUUUGUCUGAGAAAGAUAUUGCACUUCUCCAUCAAAAGAACACAAAUAGAAUUCUGGGUAACCGUGUAGCUGAGUUGGAGAAGAAGUUGAAGACCCUGGAAGUAUCAGGUCUCUGGUCUCUUGAAGGUCACCGUGGUUACGGCUCAGAUGGGAUGGGGACUAUGAAACUCAGAAGAUCACCACGUACCUCAAAUGCAGAUGUCAAUCAAAACAGCACACCCCAUAGGGAGGCUAAUCAGUCAGACUCUAGCCCAAUCCAUGAUCCUGAGGACCCAGUGUUUCUUUUUAAAGACCAAGAGAAUCAUGGGAUUAAUGAUGCUUGUCUGGUUGAUGUUAAUUCAGAAGACUUCAAUCUAACCCUUUCUGAUGAGGACUGUGACAUUGAAGGUGCUUCUUUUGGGGCAUUCUCUAGUAUGGAAGAGCAUUCCAUAUCUGUCAGCUCCAAGAUAACUUCCUCCACAGAGGAUGAGACAGAAGAUAGUGGCCAAGGAGAGUGUGAGAGGGACUUCACUCCAGAGAGAAUUCCUCCCAAGAAGCCAAACCAAGUUAAUUCUAAUGUUCCAAAUGAUGAGGAUUUUUCUUCUCAUACAGACUCUAAUGAUCAUGUGACAUCUGAUACACAAAAUGAUGCAGAUUUUUCUUCCAAUACAGAGUCUAGUGAUCGAUUGAAUCCUGAUACUCAAAAUGAUUUUUCACCAGAAAGAACAGCAAGUCCUCUGGACACUACAGAGAAUUCCCCUUGCCCCACUGUUAGUGAUCGGCUGGAAGUAAAUAAUGGAUUGACAUCUUGUAAUGAUGAGAGUGAGUACUACCACUGCACGGAUGUUAAUGGUAAUGGUACACUACAGCAGGAGUAAUAACCUUAAACAA
Molecule: messenger RNA, 2073 nt
Organism: Nematostella vectensis (starlet sea anemone)
Lineage: Eukaryota; Metazoa; Cnidaria; Anthozoa; Actiniaria; Edwardsiidae
Product: coiled-coil domain-containing protein 149
Exons: 12
Coding region: 297-2060 (587 amino acids)
Source: RefSeq, a predicted model, not a curated record